Amphibalanus amphitrite is the source of this 2272-nucleotide messenger RNA. Its product is annotated as G1/S-specific cyclin-D2-like. Gene Ontology annotation, molecular function: cyclin-dependent protein serine/threonine kinase regulator activity. Gene Ontology annotation, biological process: positive regulation of G1/S transition of mitotic cell cycle; regulation of cyclin-dependent protein serine/threonine kinase activity; mitotic cell cycle phase transition. Bases 220 to 1143 code for a protein of 307 amino acids. Lineage: Eukaryota; Metazoa; Arthropoda; Thecostraca; Balanomorpha; Balanidae. The transcript is spliced from 5 exons. Gene Ontology annotation, cellular component: nucleus; cyclin-dependent protein kinase holoenzyme complex; cytoplasm. The record is from RefSeq and is a predicted model, not a curated record.
CCGCGACGAUCAGCUGACAACACGGCGGCGAAUCAGCUGAUUGCCUGGCGGCGAGGGCCCCGGAUCAGCUGUGGACGCGCCAGUCGGCGGCGGCAUUCGGCUCCCAGCAGUCGGGGGGAGGGUGUCGCCUGUCGGCUAAACGCGGAAUUCUAGUAAAGCCGAAUUGCACACCAGCUCUGGAUUAGUUUUAAUCAAACUUUAUUUGUAACAUUGAAAGGUAUGACGAGUGACUUUGGCGAAAGUUUCUACUGCUGCGAGACUGGUGUGUUUGAAGCGGAACAGGGCUGCAAGGCCAUUCAAGAUCCGGUUCUCCUCAACGAUCGUCGAGUCCUGACGAACCUGCUGGAUACUGAAAACGUCUACCUUCCUUCUAAUUCGUAUUUCAAGUGUGUACAAAACGAAAUAACUCCUCGAAUGCGACAAAUAUUGGCCUAUUGGAUGGUCGAGGUAUGCGAGGAGCAACAAUGCCAAAGUGACGUGCUCCCACUGGCAAUCAACUUACUGGACAGAUUUCUCAGUGUGACGAGCGUGAAAAAGGACCACUUGCAACUGUUGGGAGCCGUAUGCUUGUUUAUCAGCUCCAAGCUAAAAGAGACUCGCUGUUUGACGGCGGACUUUCUGGUGCAGUGUGCAGACAACAGCAUCACGACCGGAAUCAUUAUUGACUGGGAGCUGCUGGUGCUGCACCGGCUACGGUGGGAGAUCAACGCCGUCACGUCACACGACUUCCUGGACCCGCUGUUGCACCGCCUGUCGUUGGAGCGGUACCUGUCGUCCUCGCGAGUGCCGGACGUGCGGCGGCAGGCCCAGACCUUCAUCGUCAUGUGCAGUACAGAGUUCAAGUUUGUCUUCUACUCCGCGAGCACGGUGGCGGCUGCAAGCCUGGCGGCGGCCGUCCAGGGCCUGCUGCCGGCCAGCCGGGAAGGCGCCAUGAACGGCAUCUUCAGCCAACUACACCGCAUCACCGCCGUCGAAACGGAGCUGAUACGGAACUGCACCUACCAGAUCGAGGAGAUGUGCCGACUGUUCGCUGAGGAGCAGGCUAACCGUGAUGCCCUCGCGGCCUCCGGCGCCACAGCCACCGACGAGACCAAGUCCAGCAAAGCCGAGACGCCGACAGACGUGCGCGAGGUGCACUUCUGACGGCCGCCGUCACCGGCGGGGCGGCGUCGGGCCCGACGACCCGCCGCUCCCGCCCCCUCCUUCGUCGAAUAGUCAUCUCUUGCAAAGCGGUGUAGAUACGUUGUUUUUCUGAACGUUGUUUGGUGGCUCCGAUAUCGGGGUUUGCUGGUAAGGACCAGUCCGCAUUAAAUGGAAUUAGAUGAUAGACGCCCAAUCCCUCGUCGGCGACCGAAUCCCCGCAUGCCGAAGGCGCCGCAAUACACGCCUCAGUGAGUUGAAAAAGGGCUCAGGAACCGUGGAGCGCACUGCUGGGAUUGCGGCUCCUCAGCCAAGAGUCAACUGGUCACCGGCGCUAGAGUGUCCUGCCGAAGCCACGGGCGCUGGUCGGCCCCUCAUAUCAAGCGUCGGGUCAAUGCUGCAAUACCGGGUUGUCUUCGAAGUGCCUUCCAGCCAGGUGGCCCGUUGAGGGUCUGUGUGCCAUACUGGAGACGUAGGGGAGUGAGUGAGUGAGAUGAGUGACUGAGAGAGCCGAUGAGUGAGUGAGUCAGCGUGUGGGUUAGUAACUGGGAAAGCAAGCGACUGGGUGAAUGAGUGAGUGAGUGAGUGAGUCAAUGAGUAAGUUAAUGAGUGAGCGAGGCCCGUACUGGACGGUGAGUCGGACCCGGGACCACUGCCAGCUGCCACUGCCGAGGUCCGGCCAGCUCACUCGGCUGAGCCCACCAACUUCUGUGAGCUGAGCCAGGGAGACAGACCUUCAAACCUGCUCCCAACACUACAAUGCAUAUAGCUGAGAAUUCGGCGCGUGUGGCGUGUGCUUAGUUUUGAAUGCCGAAAACUUUGUGAUACGAUUUGUGUGCCAUUCUGUUUGAGGCGCUACUUGAGUAGUGAGGACAAUGAUUUUAGAAGUGGUUUGUCAGGCGGACGCGCUGCGUCCCAAUCGCUAUGAAAUACAACUGCGAACGUGUGCGUUUGAACCGUUUUGUUUGGUCGAACCAGUGGUUUGAUUUGUUUCGCAAGGGCCAAUUAAUUUUAUAGUGAGUGUGUUUACUGUCGUUCAUAUGUUCCUUCUCUUUGUUUUAUUCCUUGAAUGAAUGACAUUUUACGCUUUAUAUACGCACCUCACAGUUUGUUCAAUAUAUAAUUGUUUGUA